CCGCUCAUUGUUUCUCACACAAACCCAGGCAAACAGGAAGACACCUCGGCAUGCCCCCCCCGCCUUAGCAGAAGAGCGACAGGAGGGGCGGCCAGUGAGAGUGUCGGUACUGGCGCAGCGCAGCCAAUGGGAGCCUGCGAGAGGGGGUAGGCGGGAGUUCCGGACUGGCAGGCGGGCGGGCGGUGGUGGUGUCGGCCGGGCCCCCUCUCCCGCUGCAAGCCCCACCUUUCGGCUUUCCCGCACCGUCAAUCAAAAUAGGAAAAAAAACCCGGAGUGGGCUCGGGCCGCCGCCGCCGCUUCAGCCCGUGAGCACAAUAAGCAUGUCCCCGGCGGCAGCCGCCUAGCCCCAGCCGGCGGGGCCUGUGUGCGAGCCAGCCAGCCAGCCUGCCUCCCGCCCAGCCAGCCGCUCGCACUCACACCAUGACCGCUCCCGAGAAGCCCGUGAAACAAGAGGAAAUGGCUGCCUUAGACGUGGACAGCAGCAGCCACAGCGACUAUCUCCAGCACGGCAACGGCGCUGCCUCGGCCUCCGCCGGGGCGGCCGCCCCCCAGGACGCUCAGCCGUCACCGCUCGCUCUCUUGGCGGCCACCUGCAGCAAGAUCGGCCCGCCGUCGCCGGAGGAGGAUGAGGCCGCCGCCGCCGCUCACUCUGCCGGAGCGACAGGGGAUUUGUCUUCUGUACAAUUAGCAGGAACUCCAAAUAGAUGGGAGGUUUUGUCUGCAGCUCCUACCACUAUAAAGGAUGAAGCUGGUAAUAUAGUACAGAUUCCAGGUGCUGCCACAGUAACUUCAAGUGGACAGUAUGUCCUUCCCAUUCAGAGUUUGCAAAAUCAACAAAUAUUUUCUGUUGCACCAGGAUCAGAUUCAUCAAAUGGUACAGUGUCUAAUGUACAAUAUCAAGUAAUACCCCAGAUCCAGACGGCUGAUGGUCAGCAGGUUCAGCUUGGCUUUGCAACCUCUUCUGAUAAUGGUGGUAUAAAUCAAGAAACUGGUCAAAUUCAGAUCAUUCCUGGUUCUAAUCAAACCAUAAUUGCCUCUGGAACACCUUCAGCUAAUAUUCAGAAUCUCUUAUCACAGACUGGUCAAGUUCAGGUGCAGGGAGUUGCAAUUGGUGGUUCUUCCUUUCCUGGCCAAGCACAAGUAGUUGCUAAUGUCCCUCUUGGACUUCCAGGAAAUAUUACUUUUGUACCCAUCAAUAGUGUUGAUCUAGAUUCUCUGGGACUCAACAGUGGUUCUCAAACCAUGACUGCAGGCAUUAAUGCAGAUGGACAUUUGAUAAAUACUGGACAGGCCAUGGAUAGUUCAGACACUUCUGAAAGGACUGGUGAACAAGUUUCUCCUGAAAUUACAGAAACUACCACUGAUAAUGACUUAUUUGUGCCAACAUCAUCGUCAUCACAACUGCCUGUUACCAUAGACAGUACAAGUAUAUUGGAACAAAAUGCAAACAGCUUGACCACAAAUAGUGGGCAAGUACACAGUUCUGACCUUCAGGGAAAUUACAUCCAGACAUCAGUCUCUGAUGAGACACAGGCUCAGAAUAUUCAGGUCUCCACAGCACAGCCUAUUGUACAACACAUACAACUUCAGGAGUCUCAGCAACCAACCAGUCAAGCCCAAAUUGUACAAGGUAUUGCGCAGCAGACAAUCCAUGGUGUGCAAGCAAGUCAAGGUAUAUCGCAACAGGCUCUACAAAAUCUUCAGCUGCAGCUCAAUCCUGGAACUUUUUUAAUUCAGGCACAAACAGUGACUCCUUCUGGGCAGAUCACUUGGCAGACAUUUCAAGUGCAAGGUGUCCAAAACUUGCAAAACUUGCAGAUUCAGAAUGCACCUGGUCAACAAAUAACUCUAACACCUGUGCAGACUCUUACUCUUGGUCAAGUUGCAGCAGGUGGGGCCUUGACUUCAACUCCAGUUAGUCUGAGUACUGCUCAAUUGCCAAAUCUGCAAACAGUUACAGUAAACUCUAUAGAUUCUGCUGGUAUUCAGCUGCAUCCAGGAGAAAAUGCUGACAGUCCUGCAGAUAUUAGGAUUAAAGAAGAGGAGCCUGAUCCAGAAGAGUGGCAGCUCAGUGGUGAUUCUACACUGAAUACCAAUGAUCUAUCACAUUUGAGAGUACAGGUGGUAGACGAGGAAGGGGACCAAACACAUCAAGAAGGAAAAAGAUUGCGACGAGUUGCUUGCACCUGUCCCAACUGUAAAGAAGGUGGUGGGAGAGGCUCUAAUUUGGGAAAAAAGAAACAACACAUCUGUCACAUCCCAGGGUGUGGGAAAGUUUAUGGGAAGACUUCACAUUUGAGAGCUCAUCUCCGCUGGCAUUCUGGAGAGCGCCCGUUUGUUUGUACUUGGAUGUUCUGUGGUAAAAGGUUCACUCGCAGUGAUGAGUUACAGCGACACAGAAGAACACAUACAGGAGAGAAGAAGUUUGUCUGUCCGGAAUGUUCAAAACGCUUUAUGAGGAGUGAUCACCUUGCCAAACACAUUAAAACACAUCAGAAUAAAAAAGGUAUUCACUCUAGCAGUACAGUGUUGGCAUCAGUAGAAGCAGCACCUGAUGAUACUUUGAUUACUGCAGGAGGAACAACACUUAUCCUUGCAAAUAUUCAACAAGGUUCUGUUUCAGGAAUAGGGACUGUUAAUACAUCUGGCACCAGCAAUCAAGAUAUUCUUACCAAUACUGAAAUACCUUUACAGCUUGUCACAGUUUCUGGAAAUGAGACAAUGGAGUAAAUAUGACACAAGAUACCUAUUAAUUGUGGUUAUUUUUAUACAGUAGUGAGAAAAAGUUCCUAAGUUCUUAGAUAUCUUUUUAUUGAUGUGCAAAAAUUUUUGGAUUGACAGUAACUUGGUUAUACAUGACACUGAAAUGCCUUACUUUGUAUGAUAUUCCAUAGUAUAUUAAAAUGGUAAAAUUGCAUGGGUUUUGUAGGUACUUUUGGAAUCUAGAAGAGAUGAAAUUUUACCAAGUUAUAUUAAAAAAUAAAUUUAAUGAUGGGAAUGGUAGUCUAACCAAAUGCAUCAAUCCUGUGUGGUUUAGUGUAAAAAUGAGAACAUGUUGGUAUUUAUCUAUUGUAAGAUAAAAAGAAGUUGAUGGGUGAAAAGAAAUCAUGUUAUGAUAAAAGAAAUUUUGUAAUUUUCUUGAUGACUGGAAUUUUUAUUAUGCAUAACUGACAAAUCAAGUUUCCAAGCAAAUGUUACAUAGUGUAGGCUUUACUUAGCUCAUCAGCUUGUCAUUUUGAAGCUAAUUAUUUUAAUUAGGUUAACUAUGUACAAUAUUUUAAGCAUUACUCUUGUAAGAUUUUGAAAACUACAUUUUAACAUGGAACUCUAGGGAUAGUCACCUUUUAAAUCCUGUUGAAAAGCCAUGUUUAAGAUUUAAUUUGCCAAAAUGAUGUCUUGUUAAUAUUCUUUCAAUAACCAAGUUGGGCAAUAUAACCAAUGUUUAAAAAAAAAAGUUUAAAAUGUUUAAAAAAAUGUAUAGGUUGAGGCAUUUGGGUGGUAAGGCAAAUGUUAUAGUGAAAUAUAUCCCUUUCCUUGAACACUGGAGGACCAAAAAUUAGGUGUAUUGCGUCUCAGCAGUGAUUUUUAUCAAAUCUUGUUCCCAAAAACAUCUGUCUGCCAGGGCCUUAAAAGCCAUCAUGUAAUUUACCAGUAAAAAUAUAACAUAUGCAAAUGUAACAGAAAAUCACUUCCAUAGUGACAAUACUCCCAACCAUAUGGAUAUUAGUCAUAGUGAACUAGGGGUUUUACAAGGUUUUUUUUAAUUUGUUUAGCUUUUGGUUAGUCAAUCUGCAUUUAAAUAUCAACCAUCUUUCCUUUUUCGCUUCUUCCCUUAAAUUGUAUGUAUCCAGUACAUUUAACUGAUAAACAUAUAUGUUUUUUAUUAUGCUGAAUUUUCUUUUUAUUUUUAAUUACUGUUUAUAUUUUCAAUUAUAGAAAAAUGUACAAAAUAAAGUUACUUAGCCAGGCUGUAAGUUCUAUACCAUUUUCCAAAAAUGUACAACAAUAAUUACUGCAGUUCACCUAUUUACAAACAUUUGGAAAUCUGUUCGUUAUCCUUAAAACCACCUCAAAUUUAAAGGCUACCUUAUUGUACGUUUAAAGUGUAUUAUAACAGUGUGGUAGUUAAUAAAACACUAUUUUUUUCUUUUGA
Molecule: messenger RNA, 4153 nt
Organism: Gopherus flavomarginatus (Mexican gopher tortoise)
Lineage: Eukaryota; Metazoa; Chordata; Testudines; Testudinidae
Gene: SP3
Product: Sp3 transcription factor
Exons: 7
Coding region: 421-2730 (769 amino acids)
Biological process (GO): regulation of transcription by RNA polymerase II
Molecular function (GO): DNA-binding transcription factor activity, RNA polymerase II-specific; RNA polymerase II cis-regulatory region sequence-specific DNA binding
Source: RefSeq, a predicted model, not a curated record